UCUACGAUAUGUAGAAGUAAAAUUAUGUACUUCGACCAAAAUAAUUGUUUCAAUUUGCCGCAACUUAAACUCUCGCUUUCAGUUUAAUCGGUGAUGCCGAGAAAUUCGGUAAAAAAGUGAAAUAUUAAUUCGUUGAAGCAAUGAAACGACUAUUGAAAGUGUUUCUGGUGUAUCUACUUUACGACAGUGUUUCAUCACAAGCUGGAUCUGGACCCAAUUUAUCUUUGUUCUGUCCGAACGAGAUAAGUCUGGACGAUAAUGGUACAUCAGCCCUUUGGCCAGUUACGGAUAAAAAUCGACGAAUCGUAACUGAUUCAUCGCCACAGUGUUUGGACGAUGAAAAGUAUCUAUUGACCAGAGAAUGUUCAGCUGAAGGUUGGAUACCAUCGAUACCACCGAACUGUUCGUACACUCAACCGAAAUAUGAAAACUCCAAUAAAUGUCCGCUCGGCUAUGAAUCAGUGCAGUGGAAAAGUAAAAGUUUGUGCGUUCUUGUGACUGUGCCACAGGUGUGGAAUAAUACGUGUUUAAUGACGGGCUCGGUUCGAACAAUAUUCGAUUUUGAUAGUGAUGAAAGGGAAGCGAUUUUUGUUUAUUUACGUGAUCGACGCAUGCAAAAGGUGUGGAUGCCCGCGAAAAGACUGUGGAGUUAUGGUCCGGUAAUAUGGACGUUGCCGGGUAAAACGUUUGGUGAAACGGUGGAAUUUAACGAUCUUUCCAUUCGGUUGAGUGAGGAGGAAUACGGAGACGGUUGUUUUAGUCUGAAUAUUCAAAAUCGUGGACAGACUGGAGCGGUGGAAAACUGUAACAAUAUCUAUCCGAUACUUUGUGCAACUCGCGAAGAGUCUAUGAUUCAAUUGGCUUGUCCAAAUGAUUUUUAUACGACGCGCUAUGAGGGAUACCAAGAGUUUUGCUAUUCCACACAUCUGAUCCAACAGCCUCCUAUCGAAGAUAUCGGCCCUGUUAGCAUAACAAGAGCCUUGGAAGAUCCGUCUUUAAAUUGGGUCACUUCGGAGUGCCGUGGUGAAUUAUUUACCAUGAAUUCAGUCGAAACAACCGUGAUUUUUGAACGCAUAGGCAAGUAUGCGGAAUUGCGCGACAACGAUCGAUGUUUGUUCGGAGUGCAGCCUAAUUUGUACGUGGGCAGUGCUGAAUCAUGGACAGACAUAUUUCCGCUUGUAGAUUAUGUGAAUUGGGCUUAUCCGAAAGAAAACGGUACGGUUGUUACAGCUGAUCGUCAUGGAAAAUGGCAUUGGUCGAGCGAUACAUUGACCUGCAUAGCCUGUCAACGACGCGUAGAAGUGCAGAUGCCGAAAAUUUAUUUAAACUUUCUCGAAAGCAAGGAACGACUGUAUGCGGUAGUAUACGAGCAACGAUUCUUGUGGAGGGAAAACAGUGACGAUCCGGGAAUAAAAUGCUUCACCAAUUCCGAUUACGAAUUGGUACGAACGGUGAGCGUAGAAGAUGAAGUUUGGAGCGGUCUGCUGUCGAUCACGGAAGAUGGUAUGGAUAUGAGCAACUACAAAACGAAAACAAUUUACGAACUGAAGACGUAUGGUGACGGUCCCGGUUAUUACUGGUGCGAAGGACACGCCAUACCGAAUUUUCAACACAUCCGAUCGGAUAAUGUCGUAGCGUAUAAGAAGGUCAAAGGGGAAAUAUUUGCCGUUUUAGUGGAAUUGAGCUGUCGUGAUUGUGGACAAUAUUUCCAGGAGAAGCGGAUCAAAGACUUGGCUAAACGAUUUCGCGAAUAUCUGGAAGACUUGCAGGACCAUUACCAACAUCACUAUCACAUAUUUGAGGUUUCGAUUGAAAACGUUCGAGCCAUGCGCAUCAAUUCCAUUGACAAAGUGAAUGGAAAAGCGGAAAUUGUUUUCCAUGUCACAAUUUCGCUGGAUGACUUUGACGAUGACGAAGAAGAUAUCUUGGAAAUGUCGCUUGAUAUGAUCAAAAUCUACAAGAUAAGAAACUAUUUGCAUGACUUAAUGACUUCAUCCCAGUCGCCGGAGUAUCGUUAUCUGUCUCUAAAUAGUACCGAAUAUUGUUUACCAGAUUCCAUUUCAACCAUAAACGAACUCAGUUGGAUUAAUGCAAAGAUAGGCGAGACUGCAGCACCGCGAGAAUUGUGUUUACUGCCGAAUGGAUUGCCCGUUCAUCGUUCGUGUGUGGGGAAUUUUAUCGAUGGUGGUGUAUGGGUAAACAGCAGUCUGCAGCAAUGUCACACACACGAUGUGACCAACAUAACGCAAACACUUUAUGAAAUCGAUCGAACUUAUAAGCAUCCAAAUGCUACGGCAGAGGUUGUGGAAACGGUUACGCAACUGUUGACCAGCAAUCAUUCAUCACUGAUUCCGGCCGACUUAUUUUAUUUGAGCAAAAUUAUGCAAACAAUAACGAAAAUUAGCAACGACUCCUCGCAGUUAAAUCAAAACGAAUCAAAAAACAUUUUUACAAUUUAUAACAAUUUAAUGUUCGUGAAUGAAAAUAUCACGAAAAUGUCUGCAGCUCUUAAUUCGACCAACAUUCUACUCGACGCUUUUGAUGGCAUAUUAAGUCAUUUGUCGUCAUCAGCGAGCAAUCAAAUGAAUCGCAUUAAUUUAACGGAAAAUUUAAAUGACGGUACAAUAGCCGUUGUGUCGCCCAAGUUGAUUAUGUACGCAAUAGAUCCGAUGGUACGAAAUUAUUCCGGCAUCGCACUCUAUCGAACGGCCUCUAAUGCAUCGACGUUCGGCGAAAUUGACGAUUUCACCAAUCCACGCUACUACAUCCGCUUGCUGUCGACCAAUGAAUCCACUGCAUUCCUACUGGAGGACGAAGAAUUGGAGGUUGCAUCGUUCGUGCCACUAUCGCUACUGAAUCGGCUGAAUGAGACGCGUCGCUUGGGCAACGAAACGAAUACAACCGUCGUUGAUGUGGCACCCAGAGUCAGUAUCGUCAUAACGAUUUACUUCAAUGAUCUUUUGUUCCAAGAGUACAAGAAAACGACCUACGCCAAAUCGGGUGGCAAGAUAAUCAGCGUUUCGAUACCGGGAUACGGUCCUAUGCUGCCUGAAUUGAUACCGAUUCUCAUCAAAACGAGUAAUUUAACGGGAAACGCAACGGCCGACGUGUGUGGCUAUUGGGAUUUAAAAGGUGACAAUGGAUGGGCCAGAGAUGGAUGUCAAUAUGGUGGUAGAUCUGGCUACUUUGAACCGGUAGUUUUAUGUGCCUGUUCGCAUUUAACGCAUUUCGCUUAUUUGAUUCUGGGCACCUACGUUCAUUCCAUAUCCGAAGAAGUGAUCAUAACCGAACUGCACCAUGACGCUCUGGACAUGAUAACAUUGCUCGGUUGCUCGUUGUCUCUGAUUGGAAUAUUGGGAAUUACGAUUACAGCGAUAAUCUUUCCGACAUGGCGAGAAAAACCGAGCUCCAAGGUACUUCUGCAAUUGUCAGCGGCUAUAGCACUGCAAAUGAUUCUGCUUUGUUUCGUCAAUACCGAGGUGAGCUUGUUACAUUUUCACGAAGUGGAUAAGUGGUACGAAUGCGUUGCACUCGGUGCUGCUCUACAAUAUUCGGUUUUGGUGGCUUUUUCCUGGAUGCUAAUUACAGCCUAUCUGCAGUUCAUGAGAUAUGUACGCGUACUGGGAUAUAUCAGGUCUUCGCGGUUCUUUUUAAAAUCGUUUCUGAUUGGAUGGGGCGUACCACUCAUUCCGGUGCUGUUAGUCGUAUGCAUUACACCGAACUCGUACAUACCCGAUUUGGACCUUUUGCUGACGGGAAUUUGCUAUCCAACCGGAUAUGCUCUGUAUUUCGGUGUGAUUGUCCCGAUCGGACUAAUCAUCACCGCUAAUUGCAUCAUAUUCAUUUUAGUCAUUUACAAUAUUGUCCGCGGUCCCGACGGUAAAUUACGCACUAAUGAACGAGACAUAACACUAGCACAGUUAAGACUUUCCAUAUUUUUGUUCUUUUUGCUGGGUUUGUCGUGGAUAUUCGGAUUCUGUGCAACGACACGGGCAGGGUUGGUGUUUUCAUACUUAUUCUGUUUAACAGCCACAUUACAGGGAUUCGUACUGUUUUUGUAUUUCGUCAUACUGGACCCGGUAACGCGGAGUCUUUGGACGAAAUUCUUGAAAAAAUAUUUUUGUUGUUUGGGAAAGUCUAUGAAGUGAAUUUUAAUGUGACUUUCGAUUGCGAAUCUUUUAUUUUUGGAUUAAAGAAGAAAUUAUUUAUUUUUUUGAUGGUUUGUCUGUUUGUCUGUUGUAGAGAGAGAGGCGAUAUGUAAAUUAAAUUAAAAAAAAAUCGUUUGUAAGAUUUGCAUAAAUUUUUUUAGUUGCUUAUGGAUAAUGUAGUUGUUGUAAAAAUAAAUUUACUUUGUGAUAAAUUGUGAUGUGAGUUUUAACGAA
This is a messenger RNA of Bradysia coprophila, 4382 nucleotides long. RefSeq lists its product as uncharacterized. Gene Ontology annotation, biological process: G protein-coupled receptor signaling pathway; cell surface receptor signaling pathway. NCBI's taxonomy places the organism in Eukaryota, Metazoa, Arthropoda, Insecta, Diptera, Sciaridae. Gene Ontology annotation, cellular component: membrane. The record is from RefSeq and is a predicted model, not a curated record. Gene Ontology annotation, molecular function: G protein-coupled receptor activity.